This is a messenger RNA of Saprolegnia parasitica CBS 223.65, 366 nucleotides long. RefSeq lists its product as hypothetical. NCBI's taxonomy places the organism in Eukaryota, Oomycota, Saprolegniomycetes, Saprolegniales, Saprolegniaceae. The record is from RefSeq and is a predicted model, not a curated record. The annotation marks the transcript as partial. The transcript has a single exon.
GAGGACGCGUACCACCUCAAGACGCUCAUGCUGUCGGACGACGCGGGUCUGCAAAAGUGCGCGCUCGAAACGAUCCACACGAUGCAGGAAGCUUGGGAGGUCGAGAGCGAGGGCGGCUGUCUCAUCACGUCGGCCUUCUCGCCCGUCGAAUCGCCCGACGUCGACGACGAAUGCCAGGUGGAAGCGAACAACGCGCCACGCUACGACGAGCGUGAGUGCUUGGACGUCAUGUGCUCACUGCUGUCGGCGGCGGGCGUGCGAAGGCUUCUGCUGGAGCAUGGCGUCGACGUUCCGGACCAGGCAUCGUUUACCCACCGCGACCUGCACGGCCUCGCGCUCACGUAUUUGGCCGACGAGCCGCUGUAG